AUGGCAUGCAUGUCGCCAUGCCCGUCCAUGCAGGUGUACGCCACCAUCUCGGCGCGGCUGCUGCAGCGCGUGGUGUCCAUGUGUGUGGAGCAGCCGUCCCACCCCGACCCCAUCCCUCCCGUGCUGCUCGACAUGCUGCACGCCGAGGCUGCCCCACAUGCUCAGGCUGCCCCACAUGCUCAGGCCGCCCCACAUGCUCAGGCUGCCCCACAUGCUCAGGCUGCCCCACAUGCUCAGGCUGCCCCACAUGCUCAGGCUGCCCCACAUGCUCAGGCUGCCCCACAUGCUCAGGCUGCCCCACAUGCUCAGGCUGCCCCACAUGCUGCUGUACAUGAUCAGGCAUCACAUGCAUUGUCUGUUCUCUCACCUGCUAGCCCAUCCUCUCCAUCCCCCCAUUCCGCCCCUCCCACCUCCCGCUGCUCGUGCUGCCCCUCCUCGCCUGCACGCUCCCAGGCCAACACAUCUGCCCACGCCAUCCACUUCCUGCCAGUCUUCGACCCCGCGCCCCUGCCGCCCACGCCCUACUGCCCGCCGCCCACCUCCGCCCUGCACGCGCUGCUGGGGGCGGCUGCACCGGGCGCGGUGGGCGUGCAGCAGGGGGGGCUGGAGGGCGGGAAGGGGGCACGGCACGGAGAGGUGCCGAUGGAGUGA
Closterium sp. Naga37s-1 is the source of this 651-nucleotide messenger RNA. The record is from the annotation of a GenBank genome assembly. Lineage: Eukaryota; Viridiplantae; Streptophyta; Zygnematophyceae; Desmidiales; Closteriaceae.